Messenger RNA from Thunnus maccoyii (southern bluefin tuna), 1550 nucleotides. It is a transcript of the gene ilkap, whose product is annotated as integrin-linked kinase-associated serine/threonine phosphatase. Gene Ontology annotation, biological process: protein dephosphorylation. The transcript has 10 exons. The record is from RefSeq and is a predicted model, not a curated record. NCBI's taxonomy places the organism in Eukaryota, Metazoa, Chordata, Actinopteri, Scombriformes, Scombridae. Gene Ontology annotation, molecular function: cation binding; protein serine/threonine phosphatase activity. The coding region runs from base 363 to 1484 and encodes 373 amino acids.
GUUUAAUCUGGUUUCACUGAUAAAUAUCAUUGGGUAUCAUCUCUACACCAGUUGGUGGCGGUAAUGGAGCAAUUCGUUGUUUGCUAACCGCCAAUAAACCUCAUAGAAGAAGAAGAAGAUGCUAGCAGCGACCCCUAAGCGAACCACCACAGUCGAGCAAAUUUAAACAUUUCUGCAUUUGAAGUAAAUUAACGUGUUGACCAACAGACUGUGAGGAUAGUUUAUCUUGUUUUAGGUAACCUUUCAGACACUUUAACCCGCCAGCCUGUUUCUGACACAGAUACUGAGCUGUACCGGUGCAAGAACCGGCAGUUCGGCUAGUUAGCUAAGCGGCUAACGUUAGCUCCUGAGCUAACAGCAGGAUGGAUCUGUUCGACGACCUGCCGGAGCCCAAACAGACUCCCGUUCCAGUGUCAGCUCAACAAAAGUCCACCAGAGAAGAAGAAGAAGAAGAAGAAGAAGUUAAGGAGGAGGAGGAGAAAAGUUUAAAACGAAAACGAGAAGAUGCAGAGCGUCACGCGGAUAAAAAAGAAGAAGAAGAAGAGGAAAAGGAGGAGAUCAAGAAAGUUUGUAGAGAAGGCCUCCCUGUGCUGAGAGGCUAUGUGGCGGCGAGGCGUGGCGAGCGGGAGGAGAUGCAGGACGAUCAUGUGAUGCUGCCCGACAUGAGCAGCUGCAUGUCGGCUCUGCCCUGCCAAGUGUCUCGCGUCUCGUACUUCGCCGUGUUCGACGGUCACGGCGGAGCGCGAGCUUCUCGGUUCGCUGCUGAACAUCUGCAUCAUAAUCUGGCCAAGAAGUUUCCCAGCGGAGAAACUGAGAAUCUGGACAAACUGGUUAAGAAAUGUCUCCUGGACACGUUCCGCCAGACAGAUGAAGACUUCCUGAGGAAGGCUUCCAGCCAGAAACCAGUAUGGAAAGACGGCUCCACAGCGACCUGUGUACUGGUGGUUGAUGACAUGGUGUACGUGGCCAAUCUGGGAGACAGCAGGGCGGUGUUGUGUAGGAUGGAGGCAGCAGGAGGAGGAGGAGGAGGAGGAGGUGUGGGGGGUCAGAGGAAGGUGGUGACUCUGGCUCUCAAUAAAGAACACAACCCGACUAUCUAUGAGGAGAGGAUGAGGAUCCAGAGAGCAGGAGGCACCGUCAGGGACGGCAGGGUGCUGGGUGUCCUCGAGGUGUCUCGUUCCAUCGGAGACGGUCAGUACAAACGCUGCGGGGUCAUUUCGACCCCCGAUCUGAGGAGGUGUCAGCUCACAGCCAAUGACAGGUUUAUCAUCUUGGCCUGUGACGGGUUGUUCAAAGUGUUUUCUGCUGAUGAAGCUGUUAAAUUCGUCCUCAACGUCCUGCAGGAGGGAAGUGUAGAGAAGAGGUCGGGCGUGACGGAGGAGGAAGUUCGGUUUGAAGCUGCUUGUCAACAGCUGGCGAGCGAGGCGGUGAGGCGAGGCUGUGCAGACAACGUCACUGUGAUCCUGGUUUCUAUCAGCUUCUGAACACACACACACACACACACACACACACACACACACACACACACACACACAGUGGACUCUGACACA